Messenger RNA from Staurois parvus, 329 nucleotides. Lineage: Eukaryota; Metazoa; Chordata; Amphibia; Anura; Ranidae. The record is from the annotation of a GenBank genome assembly.
UCAUGAGGAAUUUGAGGUGUGAAUUGGUCAUUAACAUAUCUUUUGUUUCCAAGGGUGGGGGAGGUCUGAGGUGUGAAUUGGUCAUUACAAUGUGUGACCAGCUUGGUAGGAACAUCCUGUGUUCAGUGUUUUGUCCAUUUGAGGUACCUUGAAAAUGAUUUGCAUGCAUUUUUCAUGAUGAAAAAAGGCUCUGGACAGCAUUGGGAACUGGAAGAAUUGUAAAAAAAUUUCAAAUGCAAAAGCUUAUAAAUGCGAUUUUCCACGUUUUUCAAGCUUUUUGCGUUUGAAACGCUGCUAAAAAUCGACUGCUGAACGCAAGUUUUCCGCGU